AUGGUCCUGGCCACCGGCACAUGGAAUGGUGCUUCUAUCCAGCGUGCAUCCCAUCCCGACGAGACCAUCUGUUCAACCCUACCAUCACGAUGCGCCACCCCAGCCUCAUCCAAUGCCGACUUUGCUUUUUCUUGCUUGGCCCUGGUGUUCCCAACCAUUGAGUUCCCGGGAGUCCACGACUUUGGCUGGGUGCUGAUUCGCCGCUCUGGCCGCACGGUCACUGUCGUCGAGAUUUGCCUUUGA
Messenger RNA from Cordyceps militaris CM01, 243 nucleotides. RefSeq lists its product as uncharacterized. Lineage: Eukaryota; Fungi; Ascomycota; Sordariomycetes; Hypocreales; Cordycipitaceae. Bases 1 to 243 code for a protein of 80 amino acids. The transcript is spliced from 2 exons. The record is from RefSeq and is a predicted model, not a curated record.